AUGUCAAACCGAGCUUCAACAGUGCCCAACCUCGAUCUGAGCUCGUGGAAAACCGAGUCGAAGAAAGAGAAGGUCUCAUCGCCUGUGACGCUAGGUGACCACAGUUCAGAUGGACUAAGCCCCUUAACACCACGUUCACCCAAGUCUGCAUCGAGCUCUCCACUUUUCAAAGGCGCAACGAUUCGCCCUGUGGCGCAAGACUCCGACAGCAAGGCAACCAGCCCUACUCUCGCACUCUCUCCUGGCACAGGCCCCGCCGAGCCUACCACACCCGGUAUCACAGCAAUUCCUCAACAUUUCCCUUCUCCGAAAGACUCAAGGCAUACGCGCGAUGCCUCGAAAUCAUUCUUUGGCAACCUCAAAGCACCGAAAUCAUCACACAAGUCACAACGCUCAGAUAGUUCGGAGAAUUCCACCGAACAUCCCAAGAGCAGAGGCAGCUCCAGAGAACGGAAGACACCAAUUGCUUCGAAACAAUACGAAUCAACGCCUGACCUUCCAGGGGCACUUGCCCGUGCGACUGGAAACGAAAGGACUAGUUGGUUUCCCUCGUCAACCAUGUGGAUCAUAUCUAACAAAAUAACUACAGAUGGACUUUCAGGCCAAAAUAAUUCGCAGCAAACAGGCACAAAGAAGGUCGCUACAGAUCUAGAGUCUGCCAUACCGAAGAAAAACAAACAACGAUUUGCGAACCUUUUGACCCGAUCUCGCUCUAUUCGAGUUGACGACUCCUCCGGUCCCAGACCACCACGCCGGCGCCCCUCUACUGGUCUGGCAAAACUCGAAGAGUUCAGUCAAAGCGCAACAACGGCCGCGAAUCCACCCCGUUGUGCGACUGCAACUGCGGCUGCGCCUGCGCGACCCGAACGCAGCAUUCAGGGAGGUUUGCGGCCUCCUGAGCGCCAUACCGACACCAUGUCUUUGCGAAAAGAGCGUAGCCACGGUAGCAUGGUUGCAUCGGGUUCGCUAAGUCAAGUUUCUGGCGCCUCGGCUACCAUUUUCAGCAAUCUGAAGUCUUCAUCAAGCGGCACUGCAGACCGUAUUGGCAAGGCCGGGAAAGGAUUCUUUAGCAAGAUUACUCGCAGCGGCAGUACCAACGAGAGAGAGAUGAUCACCGAUGACUCGUACACAUGCUCGGUGAUCAACCUCCCGCUCAUUGAGCAGGCGAGAAAGACCCGCAUUGCGAAGAAGCUCGAGGACUGCCGAGACAAGACCGAGUUCUGGAUGCCCGCCUUGCCAUACCGCUCAAUUGAUUAUCUAAAUUUUAAGGGUUGCGAGGAAGAGGGCCUUUACCGUGUUCCCGGUAGUGGUAGGGAGGUCAAGCACUGGCAACGACGAUUUGACACAGAACUCGACAUCGAUCUUUUCGAUGUCCCUGAUCUUUACGACAUUAAUACGGUUGGAUCUCUCUUCAAAGCUUGGCUUCGUGAACUUCCAGAUGAGCUUUUCCCCAAGUCGACGCAAACAAUGAUUGCUAUGAAGUGCGAAGGCGCCACAACGGCACCACAGCUUCUCAAAGACGAGCUCUCCAAGUUACCGCCAUACCAUUACUAUCUCCUCUUCGCCAUCACCUGCCACCUCAACCUCCUUCACUCAUACGUGGACCAGAACAAAAUGGACUACCGCAACUUGUGCAUUUGCUUCCAGCCCUGUAUGAAGAUCGACGCAUUCUGCUUCCAAUUCUUGGUAUGCGACUGGAAGAACUGCUGGCAGGGAUGCUGGACCGAGAAGGAAUAUCUUGAGAUUGAGAAAAAGAUGGACGCGCGCGACCUACGGGUCUCGAUAGAGCAGGAGGCCUUUAAGGCAAAGGAACGGGCCUCUGCCAGCCAUGAACGUGCCAUCUCAUCUUCCAGCAGCAGCGCCGGGGAAGAAUCUCGACAACCUUCUCGGCAGCCUUCUCGUGAGCCACCUCGCCCGGCGACCUCACGUCCAGCAACCACUCGCCCACAAAUUGCUCUCCCAGAACCUGCUCGCCCAGCAACUGCUCGCACCCGAAAGGCUCCGCCGAAGAAUAUCGAGACGUCACACAACCGGAGCAUCUCUCAGCUUCCCGAGCUUGGCCCACCGCUCUCUCCUAUCAAAAUCUAA
This is a messenger RNA of Penicillium expansum, 2088 nucleotides long. RefSeq lists its product as uncharacterized. The transcript has a single exon. The record is from RefSeq and is a predicted model, not a curated record. Lineage: Eukaryota; Fungi; Ascomycota; Eurotiomycetes; Eurotiales; Aspergillaceae. Gene Ontology annotation, cellular component: cytoplasm. Bases 1 to 2088 code for a protein of 695 amino acids. Gene Ontology annotation, biological process: signal transduction; regulation of GTPase activity.